CACCCAUCAGCAACAGUCUGACAACAGUGCAGUCCCCACUGCUGAUAUGAGGAGCCAACCCCGGGACCCUGUUCGGCCACCAAGGAGGGGCCGAGGACCACAUGAGCCAAGGAGAAAAAAACAAAAUGUAGAUGGGCUAGUGCUGGACACACUGGCAGUAAUACGGACUCUUGUAGAUAAUCCCAGAUACUUGGGAAGUUGAGUGACAAGGAUCACUUGAGUUGGGGAGAUCAAGACCAGCCUGGGACACAUAGCAGCAGCCUGUGUCAAAAACAGAAAAAUGAAAGAUAAGUUCUUCCAGUUCUCUUAUCAUUUGUUUCUUUUUGUCUGUAUCAGAAGAAUAGUGUUUUAUGUAUUAUUUUUAUAUUUACAUAGCUGAUUUAGUUUUAUAAAGCUCUUUAACUUUUCUUAACAUUACAUUCAAGACCUAUAUGGUUGUGUGUAAAUCUACAACUACUUCUGACUGCUAUAGCAUAUUCCUUUGUAUAUCUUUCUGAAAGUACUAUAUUUUGUUGUUUUCAUCUGGUGAGAGUCACUUAAGUUCCUGCCACACGUCGUUCCUGCAAAUAACCAUGCAAAAUAUGCAAAAAAUAUACAUGUUUAUGGACCUAUGUAAAAGUAUCUAGAAUUGACUGUGUGCAUAUUUAAUUUCAUUAUUGCUAGAUUGUUCUCCAGAAGUGUUCUCCUCAGUCACUUAUGUUGUUUUAAUUCUUUAUAGAUAAUAAUUUCCCCUUAUUAUAAAAGAACAAAGAAUAUAUCUGGUGAUCAGCAUGUAAUAAGUCCUUCAAAUGAACAUAUUAAUGCCCAUAUAAUCAACUUAUUUUGAGGAUUAAAUGAUUUAAGAUAGUAGUCUUUAUGGGUUUUUUUUCCACAGCAGAAAACAGAUUCAAAAUAGUAAGCAAAUAAAUGGUAAGUGCUUAAGCAAUUAGAAUUAUCAUUGUUUGUAGACAAUAUUUCAGUACUGAAGUUCCCUGAAGCACUUCCUGAGGAUUUCUGAGACCCCAGCUUGAGGACCCAUGGAAUUAAGUGAUCAGGAACCUCCCUAUUCAAUGAUUACAUUACACGAAAUGGCAGAAACAGAUGAAGGAUGGUUGGACGUUGUCCAGUCUUUAAUUAGAGUUAUUCCAUUGGAAGAUCCAUUGGGACCAGCUGUUAUAACAUUGUUACUAGAUGAAUGUCCAUUGCCCACUAAAGAUGCACUCCAGAAACUAACUGAAAUUCUCAAUUUAAAUGGAGAAGUAGCUUGCCAGGACUCAGGUCAUCCUGCCAAACACAGGAACACAUCUGCAGUCUUAGGCUGCUUGGCUGAGAAACUAGCAGGUCCUGCAAGUAUAGGUUUACUUAGCCCAGGAAUACUGGAAUAUUUGCUGCAGUGUCUGAAGUUACAGUCCCACCCCACAGUCAUGCUCUUUGCACUUAUCGCACUGGAAAAGUUUGCACAGACAAGUGAAAAUAAAUUGACUAUCUCAGAAUCCAGUAUUAGCGACCGGCUCGUCACAUUGGAGUCGUGGGCUGAUGAGCCUGAUUAUUUGAAACGUCAAGUUGGUUUCUGUGCCCAGUGGAGUUUAGACAAUCUCUUUUUAAAAGAAGGUAGGCAGCUGACCUACGAGAAAGUGGACUUGAGUAGCAUUAGGGCCAUGCUGAAUAGCAAUGAUGUCAGCGAGUACCUGAAGAUCUCACCUCAUGGCUUGGAGGCUCGCUGUGACGCCUCCUCUUUUGAAAGUGUUCGUUGUACCUUUUGUGUGGAUUCUGGGGUUUGGUACUAUGAAGUGACAGUGGUCACUUCUGGCGUCAUGCAGAUUGGCUGGGCCACUCGAGACAGCAAAUUUCUCAAUCAUGAAGGCUAUGGCAUUGGGGAUGAUGAAUACUCCUGCGCAUAUGAUGGCUGCCGGCAGCUGAUUUGGUACAAUGCCAGAAGUAAGCCUCAUGUACACCCAUGCUGGAAAGAAGGAGACACAGUAGGAUUUCUGUUAGAUUUGAAUGAAAAGCAAAUGAUCUUCUUUUUAAAUGGUAACCAGCUGCCUCCUGAGAAACAAGUCUUUUCAUCUACUGUAUCUGGAUUUUUUGCUGCAGCUAGUUUUAUGUCAUAUCAACAAUGUGAGUUUAAUUUUGGAGCAAAACCAUUCAAAUACCCACCAUCUAUGAAAUUUAGCACUUUUAAUGACUAUGCCUUCCUAACAGCUGAAGAAAAAAUCAUUUUGCCAAGGCACAGGCGUCUUGCUCUGUUGAAACAAGUCAGUAUACGAGAAAACUGCUGCUCCCUUUGUUGUGAUGAGGUAGCAGACACACAGUUGAAGCCAUGUGGCCACAGUGACCUGUGCAUGGAUUGUGCCUUGCAACUGGAGACCUGCCCAUUGUGUCGUAAAGAAAUAGUAUCUAGAGUCAGACAGAUUUCUCAUAUUUCAUGACACCUGUGAAGUUGCAUCAUGGACUUAAUUCUACUCAAUUCCAGCCAAUGUCAAAAAGAAAAACAAAGAAAAAAAAAUCUCUAAUCAGUUGUACGCACAUUGAAACUUACAGCCAUGGCCAGGUUUUAUGCUAAAAAUAUGAUAGUUUGUCAGAGACAAAACUCUUAGAAUCUAAUCCAACUUGCCAGCCCUGAGAAAUUCCUUUAAGGCCAAGAAAGCUGAAUGCUAGCAGCCAGGUCUGUGGUAUUUCCAUGAAAAACAGUAGGAGACAAUGGCCUCCUGAGUGCCGAAACCACACCGGAAUUCUCCAUGCUGGGUUCAUCAUUUGAUCGUUUAACACAGGAUGUUUUGUGUCAUAGUCUAAAGUUUUUAUUUUGGGGAGAAGUCAUUAUGGAGAAGUCAUUGACAGCGUUUCUGGGUUAAGCAUACUUCUCACUGGUCAGAGAGACACCGGUGUAUUAAGCAUGGAUGUUGCACUGUAAGACUUGAAUCUAAAAAUUAGAUUCAUACAGGUCAAUCCUACAAGCAACAUGGAGAACCUGAAAGAAGGUGCAUAGACUGUAGAAAAAAACCCAAAUUUUUUUAUAUUUCUGUGAUUCCAAAGAACAUUCUAGUUUUUUUUAACUGCAGAAAAUUGGUGGUAUUUUCACAUUCAUGGUGUUUCUAUCCAAUUUCAGUACCCACAUUUUGUGAGGAAAAAAAUGUUUUACCAAUGCAGGAGGGAUUCUUAAAUUAGUUGCAAUGUUAGACUGGUAUUUAGGGUAUUUUUAAAGUACCAUCAAAUCAGGUUUUUGUUUUUUGUUUAAAAGUUUUUUUAAACAGUAUUGUUUUUGGAAGUAAUAUACUUUGAAACUCUCGAAUUAAUAGUCUCAAAAACUCUAGAGGACAGUCUGAAAACACGUAUUCCUAUUGUUUUAAAUAAAUACAUGUUUUUGAAUAUUGAAUUCAAUCAUGGAUUGUUGACUAUGUCUUCAUCAAAAGUGUUUAUCCCUCUCAGGGUCUCUGGUGAAGACCUUCAAGAGUUCAGUUUUUUCUCCCAGAAAAUUGGAAGGUAGAAUUGUAAAUUCAUAGACUUAUUUUAUAAUGGUGUACCUCAGCAGCUGCCUUUCAAUUUAUGCCAAGUCCUUACUGAGUUUAUACUUGAAUAGUAAAUAUGUCUUCUGAGUUUUACAGUGUCUUAAACUCAAUGCACAUUUUUUUCUUCCUUUACCACCCUUUCUUGUUUGUAGUCUAUUAAACCUGUCCUAUUACA
Cavia porcellus (domestic guinea pig) is the source of this 3660-nucleotide messenger RNA. RefSeq names its product ring finger and SPRY domain containing 1 (gene Rspry1). The record is from RefSeq and is a predicted model, not a curated record. NCBI's taxonomy places the organism in Eukaryota, Metazoa, Chordata, Mammalia, Rodentia, Caviidae. The coding region runs from base 1017 to 2408 and encodes 463 amino acids. Gene Ontology annotation, cellular component: cytoplasm. The transcript has 15 exons. Gene Ontology annotation, molecular function: protein binding; ubiquitin-protein transferase activity.